CUGGCACCAGUACUAGAAUCAAUAGGCACGCUGCAGUUGUUUCUCGUUGCAGUUACACGUAAAGUUUAGCUGUUAUAGUGGAGUAAUAGCGGUGUUUGUGUGUCGGUCGUUUGGCGUUUGUUUCGGUGGGUGUGCGCUGCGGUGGCGGACACCGAGGGGUCUGGCGCGGCGGGGGGCGUCGGCCUCACCGUGAGUAGCAAGGUGAGGGCUCGCUUCUCCUGUGUUUGGAAGCUGGUGGAGUGUCCUCGGAUGCUCUGAAGGUCCAGGGACUUCAUCAUUGGAAGGAUGUUGAAAGUGUACCCAAGCCCGGGGGCGGCGCGCGGCGUGUGGGCGCUGCCGCAGCCGCCCCCCUGCUCCAUGGCGGCGGAGGAGCCCCUCCCCCCCUGCUCCCCGCUGUCCCCGGACGCCCCGCAAGCCCCGCCGAGGCCGCUGGGCUACAUCUACCAGCAGUCCGACCUGCAUGAGCUCAUCUUUGAGGCUGUGCGGUCUGGGGAAGUAUGCGAGAUCGAGCGCCUAGUGGAGAAGCUAGGAGUGGAGGUGCUGAGCGCGCGCGACCCGCACGGCUACACGCCGGCGCACUGGGCCGCGCUGGACGGCAGCGUGGCCGUGAUGAGGUACCUGGUCGAGAGGAACGCGCCGCUCGACCUGUCCUGCUUGGGAACUCAGGGUCCCCGUCCUAUCCACUGGGCUUGCCGCAAGGGACACGCUUCUGUUGUUCAAGUCCUGCUCCAAUCUGGUGUCGCCGUUAAUGCUGCUGAUUUUAAAGGGUUGACACCUCUGAUGACAGCAUGCAUGUACGGCAAGACCGCCACGGCAGCUUACCUCCUCGGCAUGGGGGCAGCCACCAGACUGUCAGACAUCAACGGAGACACAGCCCUGCACUGGGCCGCGUACAAAGGCCACGCUGACCUGGUCCGGCUGCUCAUCUACUCAGGGGUGCCACUGCACUGUACAGACAACUUCGGCUCCACACCGCUACAUCUGGCGUGCUUGUCCGGAAACCUUACUUGUGUGAGGCUGCUGUGUGAGAAGGUGAAAGCGGAGCUAGAGCCUCGUGACAAGAACGGCAAGACGCCACUGAUGCUGGCGCAGAGCCACCGCCACGCCGAGGUGGUGAAGCUGCUACAGAAGGAGAUGAAGAGGAAGUCCCACUGGAUCCCGCCGCUGUCGGAGCUGUGGGCCAUGCUGUUCGGCGGCGCUGGCGAGUCGAAAGGACCACUGCUAUUGUUCUUAGGCUCUGUAUUGUUGUGGGGCUAUCCGAUGUACAUUAUUCGGUGUGUCCCACUAACAUGGAACACGCACCGCCUAUCGCAUUACUGCUUCCUGUACUGGAACGCAAUCAUGUGGCUGAGCUGGGUGAUUGCUAACCGCAGGGAUCCAGGCUACAUUCCACAGAAUAGUGAGACUUAUUACCGAGCAAUAAGGCAGAUACCGUAUUACGACAAGUGGAAGAAAAGGAAUGUCAUUUUGUCCAGACUUUGCCACACUUGCCGCUGCUUGAGGCCUUUGAGGGCGAAACACUGCCGCAUCUGCAAGCGCUGCGUGGCCUACUUCGACCACCACUGCCCGUUCAUCUAUAACUGCGUCGGGCUCCGCAACCGCAUGUGGUUCUUCCUCUUCGUCAUGAGCGUGGCCAUCAACUGCUCCUUCUCCAUCUACUUCGCGUGUUACUGCCUGCUGCUGGAGGGCUUCGGCCUUAUGUAUGUGCUGGGCAUGAUCGAGGCGGUCACCUUCUGCGCGCUGGGUUGGAUGCUCACGUGCACUUCUAUCCUGCACGCCUGCAUGAACCUGACGACCAACGAGAUGUUCAACUACAAGCGCUACCCGUACCUGCGCGACAAGCGGGGCCGCUACCAGAACCCGUUCUCCCGCGGCCCGCUCAUGAACCUCUUCGAGUUCUUCAUCUGCAUGCCAGACCGGUGCGACGAGCAGGACCUCUUCCACGAGGAGGGCAUAUGAUGCGAACCUCGCCGCAGCAGUGACGUCAGCUGCGAAUCCAAAAAGACUCUCGACUUAGCCGUCUGGCUCAACCCCAGCGAUGGGAAGGUCAAAACGUCCACUAAUUUCACAAGAGUGCGCGUCACGCCGCAGUAAACUUUGCACAAGUCGAUUAUAAGCCACGCGACGUUAUAGUACAAACUAUUACAGAUUUUAUAAUAACACGGUUUCGCAAUAAGUGUUGUUCAUUAUG
Plutella xylostella (diamondback moth) is the source of this 2191-nucleotide messenger RNA. It is a transcript of the gene Patsas, whose product is annotated as palmitoyltransferase Patsas. The record is from RefSeq and is a predicted model, not a curated record. Gene Ontology annotation, biological process: protein palmitoylation. Gene Ontology annotation, cellular component: Golgi membrane. Lineage: Eukaryota; Metazoa; Arthropoda; Insecta; Lepidoptera; Plutellidae. Gene Ontology annotation, molecular function: protein binding; palmitoyltransferase activity.